AUGCUGCGGAUAACCAGGAUGGGCCUUGCGGCCCUGGCUGCGCUGUGUUUCCAGCUAACUGCCACAGCGCUGGCCAUGCGCGCGCAGCAAAAGGUGGGCGCGGAGAACACCUUCAUCCCGGCCGCCGCCGUCGUCGUCGGGGAGGCCAUCAAGGCCGUCAUGUCCGUCGUCGGCCUGUUCCUGUUCGAGGCCCAGCAGUACGUCCCCGCGGCCAAGGGGAAGCCCCAGCGGUCCACGGCCUACAAGGUCGCCCGCACCGCGCGGGUCCUCGCGAGCACCGCCCGGGACAUGCUGAUCCCCUCCUGCAGCUACACGCUCCAGAACAUCCUCAUCACGACCGCCUACACCACCCUCCCGCCGCUCCUCGCGCUCUCCACGCUCCAGAUGAAGGUGAUCAGCACGGCGUUCUUCGCGCGGCUGAUGCUCAACCGGCGGUUGUCGUGGAUGCAACUCCUGUCGCUCCCGAUGGUCAUGUCCGGCGUGAUCCUCAUGACGCUCGGGUCGCAGCGCGAGUCCGCGCACAAGGGCAGCGCCACCGUGUCGGAGCUCGUGGUGGCGGAGGUGGCGAUGGUGGCCGGCACGGCGCUGUCGGGCUUCGGCGGCACGUACGUCGAGCGGCAGGUGAAGGUGUACGGGCAGCGGGCGGGGAUGUGGGUGCGCAACGUGCAGCUGUCCGUGCUCGGGACCGUGGCCGCGACCGCGGGGAUGUACCUCAAGGACGGGGCGCGGGUCAGGGCCGGCGGGAUGCUGCAGGGCUUCAGCAUGUGGGCGUGGGCGGGCGUGGCGCUGUACGCCUGCAGCGGGAUCAUCACGAGCAUGUGCGUCAAGCACGCCGACAACAUCCUGAAGAUCUUCGCGACCAGCUCGUCCAUGGUGAUCACAGGGGUCCUCGCCUCGAUGCUGUUCGGGGACGAGGUGGGCUCGCAGGGGUUGUUUGGGGGUCUAUUGAUCGUGUCAGCCAUCACGCUGUACUCGAGCUUCCCGAUCGCGCAGCCGGGCGCGGUCGACGACGCGAAGAAAGAGUCGUAG
Messenger RNA from Pedinophyceae sp. YPF-701, 1029 nucleotides. NCBI's taxonomy places the organism in Eukaryota, Viridiplantae, Chlorophyta, Pedinophyceae. The record is from the annotation of a GenBank genome assembly.